This is a messenger RNA of Styela clava, 1000 nucleotides long. RefSeq lists its product as uncharacterized. The record is from RefSeq and is a predicted model, not a curated record. Lineage: Eukaryota; Metazoa; Chordata; Ascidiacea; Stolidobranchia; Styelidae.
UCAAAUUGUACAUAGCAAGUACCGGUAAGUCUUUUGAUUGUUAGAUAUUAUGUGGAUACACGGACUGGCGGACGUUUUCAUCUAAGCUCAGAAUGAUCCCAAGCGCAGCUUUCACGUACUAUAUUAUCUUUUAUAUUUAUCCUGACAGUAUUAGUUCAUGAGCUUGUCUUAAUGACAACUUAAAUGUUACGGAAACACAGAAUUCUUAUUGUUUUACCUGUUGGACUGAUUUUCAUCUCACUAUAUGACCUAAGAGCAUGCAUACAAACGGGAUCUUCGGUGUUUAAUCAGGUUGUUGGUCUGAAAACAAGAAUAAUAUUUGAAAAUGAAAAUUCCUCCAAAGAAAAUAUUGCGACAAAAGCUUCGUGCUACAAGACGGGUGAAUUCAAUACCUUCUAUAUUUGCAACGAUUCACUACCUUUCAGCAGUACAGCUUGCGGAAAAUCAGAACAAGAUGCCCUCGAAUAUAAAGUUCCAAACAUAGUUCAUUACGUUUGGUUUGGUGAAAUGAAUCUCAAGUAUUAUCAUUAUCUCUCAGUGCGAUCUGCUGCAGCAAAUCAACAUCCAGAUGCUAUUAUGUUUCAUAUCAACGGUUCCAAGCCAGGAGGAGAAUAUUGGGAAAAAGUAGAAAAAGAAAUUCCUUGCAUUACUUUGGUCAAAAUGGAAGCACCCACGUCGAUUCAUAACAAAGAAAUAUCAGACGUAUUGCACCAAACCGAUGUUGCCAGAAUGCAGAUUUUGCUCAAAUACGGAGGUAUUUACCUAGACUCUGACGUCAUAAUUUUAAAGUCUAUGAACCCGUUAAGGAAAUAUCCUUUCACUAUCGGGCGAUCAACAGAGUAUUCUCUCAGUAACGGAGUCAUGUUAUCGGAACCUGAUUCAUCAUUUAUUAAAGAAUGGAUGAGUUAUUUCAAUAAAUACGACCAAGUGAGUACUGUAACUUCAUCGAAUUGCUUCGCGUGCUUCAUCAAUACUGAUUAUUGAUAUAUAUAUAUACCAG